Messenger RNA from Populus trichocarpa (black cottonwood), 1913 nucleotides. Its product is annotated as sterol 14-demethylase. The transcript is spliced from 3 exons. Bases 266 to 1732 code for a protein of 488 amino acids. NCBI's taxonomy places the organism in Eukaryota, Viridiplantae, Streptophyta, Magnoliopsida, Malpighiales, Salicaceae. Gene Ontology annotation, molecular function: iron ion binding; monooxygenase activity; oxidoreductase activity, acting on paired donors, with incorporation or reduction of molecular oxygen. The record is from RefSeq and is a predicted model, not a curated record.
AUUAACGCUCCCGUAAAAUCCUAAACCCACACCCCACAUACGCCUUUCAGAAGACCACCACCCUCCCUCCUCUUUUGCUAUUUCUACUUUUGAAGAGAAAGUGAAAAGAAACCUCACUUUGCCUCUCAUUCAUGUGAUUAUGUCUUCUGUCUGAUCCUAAAACCCCCACGAUCCUUUGAUUUCUUUCUCUGCCAUCCUCCCCCCCCCCCCCCUUUCAAUCUGAAAUCAGUUAAUCAAAUCAAAUUAUAAAUCUAUUGGCUUUAUAAUGACUGGAGAUACGGAUAACAAGUUCUUGAAUGUGGGUCUACUCAUUAUAGCCACUCUACUGGUGGCCAAGCUCAUCUCUGCACUUAUAAUGCCUAGAUCUCAAAAGCGCUUGCCUCCUGUUAUGAAGGGAUGGCCUUUGAUUGGAGGGCUCAUUCGGUUCCUUAAAGGUCCUAUUGUGAUGCUUCGCGAAGAGUACCCAAAACUUGGCAGUGUGUUUACUGUGAAUUUGGUUAAUAGGAAGAUUACUUUCUUGAUUGGCCCUGAGGUGUCUGCGCAUUUCUUCAAGGCUUCGGAAGUGGAUUUGAGCCAGCAGGAGGUGUAUCAGUUCAAUGUGCCUACUUUUGGUCCCGGUGUUGUGUUUGAUGUGGAGUACUCCAUUAGGCAAGAGCAGUUUCGGUUCUUCACAGAGGCUUUAAGAGUGAACAAACUCAAGGGAUAUGUGGACCAGAUGGUGGUAGAAGCAGAGGAUUACUUCUUAAAAUGGGGAGACAGUGGGGUGGUAGACUUGAAGUAUGAGCUUGAGCAUCUGAUCAUUUUGACAGCCAGUAGAUGUCUACUUGGACGAGAAGUGCGUGAUAAGCUUUUUGAUGACGUGGCUGCUCUAUUCCAUGACCUUGACAAUGGAAUGCUCCCAGUUAGUGUUUUAUUCCCAUACUUGCCCAUCCCGGCUCAUCGCCGCCGUGACCGGGCACGCAAGAAGCUUGCAGAAAUCUUUGCAAAUAUCAUAAAUUCUCGUAAGCUUGCCAGCAAAUCAGAGAAUGACAUGUUGCAGUGCUUCAUUGAUUCAAAGUAUAAAGAUGGUCGCCCAACAACUGAGUCUGAGAUCACAGGCUUGCUCAUUGCUGCUCUCUUUGCUGGGCAGCACACCAGUUCCAUCACCUCUACAUGGACCGGAGCCUAUCUUCUGCGACACAAUGAAUACCUAUCUGCUGUACUGGAGGAGCAGAAGAACCUGAUGAAAAAGCACGGGAACAAGGUUGAUCAUGAUAUUUUAUCCGAGAUGGAUGUCCUGUAUCGGUGCAUCAAGGAAGCCCUUAGACUCCAUCCUCCACUAAUUAUGCUUCUACGGAGCUCACACAGUGACUUCAGUGUGACAACACGAGAUGGGAAAGAAUAUGACAUCCCAAAGGGCCACAUUGUCGCAACAUCUCCUGCAUUUGCUAACCGGCUUCCUCAUGUCUUCAAGGACCCAGAUAGCUAUGAUCCCGACAGAUUUGCUUAUGGGAGAGAAGAAGACAAAGCAGCAGGGGCAUUUUCAUAUAUUUCUUUUGGAGGUGGCAGGCACGGGUGCCUCGGUGAACCAUUUGCUUACUUGCAGAUAAAAGCGAUAUGGAGUCAUUUGCUGAGGAAUUUUGAACUGGAGCUCAUAUCUCCUUUCCCUGAGAUAGACUGGAAUGCAAUGGUCGUUGGUGUGAAAGACAAGGUAAUGGUGCGUUACAAGCGGCGUGAGCUUUCAGUAAAUUAGGGGAGCAAUUUCUGUAGAAUGACUUUUCGCUAUCUGUGCUUUGUUUUAUUUGUUCACGGUGGUUGUUGCGAGGUUUUGUUUGAUUUAUAACUGCCCGAACUUGGGUUUUAGACCUGUGUUAUGCUAGUAAUCCAGGUUGAGUUUUUCAUAAGCAAUGAAAUAGGUCAGCGAUCACUCUGGA